AUGACUAACUUCAACAUCCAGAUCAUCUCCGACACCGUCUGUCCGUGGUGCUACGUCGGAUUCCGCCGUCUCUCACGCGCCAUCGCAACGCACAAAGCCUCCCACCCCACCGAUACAUUCACCAUCUCCUGGCAUGCCUACUAUCUCAACCCCGACGCCCUCCCGUACCCCGGGGUAGACAAGGGCGAACACUACCGGAACAAGUUCGGCGCGGAGCGCAUCGCGACCAUGUUCGGACGGUUGUCUUCCAUCGGCCAGACCGAAGGGAUCGCCUUCCGGUUUGGCGGGAGGAUGGGAAACACACGGGAUUCGCAUCGCUUGGUGUGGUAUGCCGGCCAGAGGGAGAAGGAGACCGCCGUACCCGGCGCAGCGGACUCGGGACUGGUAGGGGGCUUGCAGACACGGGUCAUCGAGCAACUUUUCCGCGCGUACUUUGAAGAAGAGAAGAACAUUACCGACCACAAGGUGCUGCUGGAAGCGGCGGUCACCGCCGGGUUGGAUCGCGCCGAGGUUGAAAAGAUCUUGGAUUCGGACGUGGGCGGGCCCGACGUCGACCAGGAAGCAAAGCGUGCUCAGCGGCGCUUUGUGACGGGCGUGCCGUAUUACACCAUCCAGGGUCACUAUGCCGUCGAGGGCGCCAACGAGCCCGAGGUGUUCCUGGAGGCGUUUGAUCGCGUCAAGGUCGAUUCUUAA
Molecule: messenger RNA, 693 nt
Organism: Aspergillus tanneri
Lineage: Eukaryota; Fungi; Ascomycota; Eurotiomycetes; Eurotiales; Aspergillaceae
Product: DsbA family oxidoreductase
Exons: 2
Coding region: 1-693 (230 amino acids)
Molecular function (GO): oxidoreductase activity
Source: RefSeq, a predicted model, not a curated record